Molecule: messenger RNA, 7375 nt
Organism: Pseudonaja textilis
Lineage: Eukaryota; Metazoa; Chordata; Lepidosauria; Squamata; Elapidae
Source: RefSeq, a predicted model, not a curated record
AGAAAGCAAAGACCCAACGACUCCAACCAAGUUUCCCAAUUCCAGGGGCGGCUCGGUCCGCGCCGUCCAGCCCCAGCCGAGCGCAGGUGAGCCCGCCGGUGGAGGCGGCUUUCCAGGUGCGUUUCCAGAUGAAGACCUUCUUGAUAUAAACACCUUCCCGUAACAUCUGUAUGAUGAGCAUCAUCCAGGAAGGUGAACUCCACUUAAGAGACUCUUGGCUAUUGAUGUAUACCUUGCUCAAGCCCUGCAACAGAAAUUAGAUUUUCUUUAAAAAAAAACAGCUCUGUUUGCUGUGACUUGGUAGACCUACUAGUGCUGGCCUUGCCAGUGAAGAUUUUUGGACUUCUUUUCCUACUUGGCUGUAAGCCAACAAGAUGAUCGAUUUGAGCUUCCUUACAGAUGAAGAGCAGGAGGCAAUUCUGAGAGUGUUGCAGCGGGAUGCAGACUUAAAGAAGGCCGAAGAGGAGAGAAUCAGGAAUUUACCUGAAAAGGUAAAAGAUGAUGUCCAAGUCAAGAAUAUGAGUGGGCAGUGGUUUUAUGAAGCCAAGGCAAAGAGGCACAGAGAGAAAAUACAUGGAGCCGAUAUUAUCCGGGCAUCAAUAAGAAGAAAGCCCUUGACAAUAGCUGAGCUGAGUCAGAGUAAGGCUGGAAAUACCAAAAGCAGCUGGGUGAACAAUGUCAACAAAGAGAUCUUUGUGUCAUCGGAACAGUUGGGUGUCAUACAAGAUAAGGAAGAGGAAUCCAAAUCUAACCAGAGCCCUAAAAUGUCCAAUGCAGCCUCCAAUACAUUACAGAAACCCCAGGAAGAAACAAGGAAGGCAGCUUUUUCCCCAUCUAAGCAAAGGAAAAAUCCGUUUAAUGACUCAACUGGAUCAGAAGAUAAUGCAAAAACUGAACAGCCUGAAAAUGGAAUGACUGAUUCAUCAGAAGCAACAGAGGAAGUCACUCUUUUACCUUCCGUAGAAAACAAACCCAGAGUAAAUUUACCCAACUACAGCGUAGCAGAAGCAUGUGAACAACCUUCUUCAACAUUUAGGCAGACAGAAAAACUGCCUGUACCCAAAGCUAGGAAGAACAUCCACAAGACCUCUGAUGAAAGCUUGCAGAAUAAAGAUUCCUUACCCAAAGCACCUAGAAGGAUCAAGCAGGUCAAUGGCCAAGGACGGACACCCAAGAGCAUCCUGAAACGAAGCUCUAGUUCAAGUUCCACAGAUUCUGAAGUGUUGCGUCUCAGUCAAGCCUUGGAGCCACCUAACAAAAGCGGGUUGCCAACCUCCCCCAUCCUUGAAGAUGUGGCAGAGAAGAGCCCUACCCCAGGGGAAGACCAUUCUCCAAACUCACUAAAGCAGGUCAGGUUCUCCUCCAGCGUAAAUAAAAACGAACGUCUGGCGAAACUCAAGUUGCGUGAGGGCAAAGAACUUGGGGAGUUCAGUUUGUUAGACACCAACUCGGUUAAGGCCAAUGAGAAUGAAGUCAAUUAUUUAGGCGGUCCAUCUUCUUCAGCAAAGCCAGCAUGGUCCUAUUCUCCGUCUUUAGAUGGUAACGUGAAGGAUGGACCCGAAUCUCAAGAAGGAGAAAUACCUUCAGGUUCCUACAGCUUUAAUGACUCAGGUCUUCCAUCGUUGGUGAAAAGUCCUCCCGCAGAAGUUGCACUUCCAGGGGAACCAUCCAGGAAGAUGGUUCCCAGCACCAUGGACAGCGAAACUAUUCCAAAUGUGUCUCAGUCCAAAACUAAGCAGCUGAAUCCUGAGCCAUGUGACACCACACAACCCAGUGCUGGCCAGGAGUUGCGUUUGGCUGAGGCAGAGGAAGCCAUGUUGCCAAAAUCUAGCCUUGCAGACCCUGAACAAGGUAAGCCUGCUCUUGUUGUGGGUCACAGUGUUGACAAACGUGCUGCUGAAAAUUUGAAGGCUGCUGAUGAAUCCAUAUCCAAAGUGCUAGACUGGUUCAAAAGAAGUUCCAGUACUGGUGAGAAAGAAACAGUUUUGAUAACCUCUCAGGAAAGGCCGUUUGCAGAGGAGAGGGACGCCCCAAAGUCAGUGGAAUGGUCUGCAAUCGGAGAAGAUAAAGGGUCAAAUACAGAUCUGCUAAAUCUGAAACCCUCUCUGUAUCAAAGAGGAGGGUCGAUGAGCAAAGACUUAAGGCUCCAAGAUGUCGUAAAGCAACCAGGACAAUUAUCAUUUUCGGAAAACAAAAGUCCAAGCGAUGUGGUCCUAGGAGACCAACCUCCUUCUAAUCAAAGCAAAGAAAACGAGAAUGCAACUUCUCACAAUAUUCAUAGCAUGAAGAGAACCCGUUUCCAGACCGUUGAUCAGAGUGAGGAGAAGACGGAUGAAAACAAUCUAAAAGACAUACGUGGAGACGCUGUUGAGGGUAAAACAUACGUGGAUUUGAAAAACUCUGAUGCUUCUUUCAGAAGUGGAAUGAAAAAAGAAACCAGUUCACAGAUUGAUGGAGAGAGAGAUGUUAAAUCUUUCUUGGAGGAAGAAAACAUGGAGCUUAAACCUGGAGAAACUCUGAAAGAUCCUACAGGAAAGGACUGCAAUUUUCUAGACGCCGAAAAUAUGGCCCAUGCCACCAAUAAAAGCAACCUGGUCCUGCAACAACAUGAGGUACAACAACCAUCAAUGAUAGGAGAUAAAAAAAGAGUCAAGGAUGUGAAGGCUUUCUGGGAAGCUGGGAAGAUGACUCCAGAGCUCGGGAAUAAGGACGUUCUUAGAAAUGAAAAUAUGUCUAAUUACACAAAGGAAUACGGUAGGCUCAAACCAGUACGUGGACCUUCCAGAUAUGUAACCAGUGAAUCUGACAAUGAAGAAAGUAAAUAUAAUUUAGUUACCUUCAGAAAAGUUGAGCUAAGUGAGGAGGACUCUGAAGUGGAAGAUGAUGAUGUUAAGUUUUCAGGAACAAGUGGGACCAUCCAAGGGGAUAAAUCUAUGGAAAGCCAAGACAUUAAUAUAGCUAAUGAAGUACUUUCAAACGACCAGAAAAAUACUAAAGUUAUGGGAUUGUUGAAUAAGAGCAAUUUGCAGCCGAGUUACAAAGAUAUGUCAUCUUCUAAAGAAAGUGAAAGGCCAAAAGUCACUGCUCUAGAAAAAAAGACUAUUCUUCAGCCAAAAUCUCCUUUUAAGAUUCAUUCACUGAAAGAAAAAAUAGAUGAAGAAUCCAGGUCUCAAAUGCUCAACCCUUCCCAAUUCCAGAACCUGAGAAACUUUUGGGAUACGGGCUCUAAAUUUCAGAGCAAAAUUGAGGAAACCACCCCACAGAGAAUUGGAAAUAGCCAAGCCAUUUUGGAUGAUGGAAGAUCUGGUUUUCCUCCUCAGGAAGACGGAACGAAGAAACCCAUGACUAAGAUUUCACACCAAAGUCCUUUAGCAGAAACCACGUUUUCCCCAUCAGCAACUACAGUACCCAUGCGUUUAGAUUCCGUCCCAAUGAGGGACAAGGACUCCUCUCUCGUGCUUCCAGAAAAGGAACAGGCAGGAAUAAAAAUGGUUUCACCAGAAAUACAGCAUAAUGUUGUUCGCAGGAGUUUUCAACCAACAGUGUUGGUUGAAAAGGAGUCCCCUUGCCCUCCAAGACAUGAGAAAGGGAUUCCACUUGUAGAGUUAGUAGGAAAGCAUCCAAUAGUUCCCAAUGAUCAGAUUCGAGAACCUGGUUUUGUCUUUCCAGAUCCAAAUGGAAAGGCUGGACUUAAAACAAGUGAGGUUGUAGAGAUUGUAAAUAGGACUUUGGUCCCACCGAAAGCUGCAGCCAGUAAUGCUUUUAAUGCUAGUUUGGAGAAGUUACUUGAGGAAACAUCUGAUCUACAGGCCUCUCUCAGGCAUCAUUUAAUAAUGGAUGUUUCUGAACCAGCAGAUCCUACAUCAGAGAAAAGGGAUUUUUUUAAUAAGGUGAUGGAGUGCAGCCAUCAUUCCUAUCCCAGUGAUCCAAAAGAGAUUCUUUCUCAAACAGAAGGAACUGUUGAAAAACAGGACUUACUCCAAAUUCAACCUGUGGAAUUCACAACUAGCAUGGGAAGUUUGCCUCAAUCAUUGGAAGAAUUAAAACCUGUGCCAAUGAAAGCCCCCAACAAAGAGGACAGGCAAAGGUAUUUAAAGGAUAAUCCUGCCUGGGAAAAGAACUUGCUCUUUCCAUCACUAGAGCUGAUACAAUCUGAUAUCUGUGGUGCAGCUCAGAACAGAACAGACUGUCCUCAAGAUGAAGUUUUUGAGAUGGUAUCCAAAAAUAACAUCCCACCAAACAGAGAAUGCAGCGAUUUGAAUGCCAAACUCAUCAGUCUGUUGAAAGAAUCGGCAACAUGGCCCACUAAUGAGGACAUUUUGGAAGCACCGUUUGAUGGUACUCCUAAAGAGAGUCAACAAAAGUCCUACCAACAGAAAGACUUGGCUUCAUCCCAAACAUCCAGUCAUUUGAGAGAGACUGUGGGUGAGAUUGUUGCGGGAAGCAAAGAUACAAACAAAGAUGAAAAUGUCAAGAUUGUCCCACAAGAUGGCACAGCGGAAGCAACUGAAGAAUAUACACAUCCUAAGGAGAGAAUCCGAAGAGAAUUAGCUGGGGAGCAGCCUCUGGACAAGACGGAAACAGCUGUGAAAACUAUUAAACCCAAAUCAUGCGAUCCUGCAGCAUUUAGAGCCAAUUUAAAACAAAUACUUAAUGAAGAUUCAACACUUGGAGACAUAGAAAUUCCUAAACUUACACGAUCCACAUUACAGCCUGAUCCAUCUAUGAGCUCAGUUUGUGCCAAAGAUACAAUGGAUAUUCAGGAAGUAAUUGAAAGAGUAGAAAAAUCUAGUGUUCCUUCCACUUCUAGACAGGAUGAGUUCAAAGCCCGUUUCCAAACAUUACUCAAGGAAAACUCUGAAAUCUUAUCACGUAGCCAGAAAAUCACAGAAAGCAGCAACGAGUUGCAAAUAAACAAAAAGUCUACUGAGAACAGAGAUUUUAUCAGUCAGCAAGAAACAGACUGUGUUCAAGAAGUCAAUGAAACUGCCAACAAGACUAGCGCACCAUCCGGAUUUCAACAAAGUGAAUUUAAUUCCAGAUUACAGAAAUUACUUAAGGAAGCUGCUCAGGCGCCACCUUCUCCACAUUCAAAUCUUCCUCAAGAAGAAACCAUCAUGAAAUCAGUUGCUCCUGCAAAAGAGGAUCGGGCAUUAAAAUCAAAUUUAGAAAAAUUAAUUUUGGAACAUUUCAAUCCUGCUUGUCAGCUGCCCACAGUCGACUGCAAGAAAAUUGCCAGCGAUUCAACACCUGAUUUAGAUGAACAAGGGUUACCUGUACCAAUGCCAACAUUGAUGGAGACAGCGUCGAGUGAUUCCCGUAGCGAAUUUAAGGUCCCACUUACCGAGAAGGCCUCCAAGCAAACUGACGGAGGAGCAAAGAUUUCGGAGAACGUGGCCUUCCCAAAAAUAUUCCAUCCUAACCUAGCAUCUUCAGAAACCCUGUGUCUGGAAAAAGAUAAGGAUUUUCCUUCCACAGCCGAUAAGACAGAGGACAGAAGUAUGCAACAGAAAGAAACAGAGUUUUCCACUUCAUUAAUUGAUGCCAACAGAAGCCUGAUUGUGGAGCAUGCGUUGCAAAGAUCAAGCACCCCCGUCUAUGGAAGUCCUCUCCAAACCAAGGAAGUGGAGCUUCAUCCUACUGUCCCUUCCGCUGAUGAUGACAACGUUGAUGAUGGAGGUGCCAAGAAUUGUGAGUCAGAUUUUUCAGAGGAAAAUAAAUCCAUUCCAGGAAGCCAAAGAGAUCCGAUAUGUUUGGAGGAAGAGCUGAAUCCUGUUAUGAAGGCUCUGAAAAGGAAUUCAAAUAGGCAAAUUCCUUCUAAAAGUGUAGAGGAUAUACCAUCCGCCACCUCAAAUAAAGAAAAAAUAAGCCUUGCCAGGGAAGACUUAGUGCUUAGUGCUGAAGAUGUUUCCACAGCACCUUCUUUCUCCGACAAUCAGUUUUCGCGUCCGGAAAAAAUUAAGAUGAUGAGCAAAUCGGUCCCAGCUUUCCUUCAGGAUGAGAGCGAUGACAGAGAGACAGAUACAGCAUCAGAGAGCAGUUACGUACACGGGAGAAUCACAAAGAGCCCGAGUUCCCUAACCAAUCUUAGUGGCUCUUCUGGCUUGGCAUCCUUGUCUUCUGUGAGCACCAGUAUGAUGAGUGUGUACAGUGGAGAUUUUGGCAACGUGGAUGUGAAAGGGAAUCUCCAGUUUGCCAUUGACUAUGUGGAACAGUUGAAGGAGUUCCAUAUUUUUAUCGCCCAGGGCAAGGAUUUGGCAAUUGCAGACGUAAAAAGGCAACGUUCAGAUCCAUAUGUGAAGAGUUACCUGCUACCAGAAAAACAUAAACUGGGCAAAAGAAAGACAUCUGUGAAGAAGAAGACGCUGAAUCCUGUAUACAAUGAGAUAUUACGGUAUAAAAUAGACAAAGCUGUUUUGGAGAGUCAAAGGUUGAAUAUCUCGGUUUGGCAUCACGAUACUUUUGGGCGGAAUAGUUUCUUGGGUGAAGUGGAGCUGGAUUUGGCAAACUGGGACUGGAAGGACAGUCAGAACAAACAAAUGAUCUGGUACCCACUGAAACCAAGGACUCCCUUAAAAGGAUUAGAGCUUGAAAACAGAGGGGAGAUAAAGAUAGCUCUCCAGUAUGUCCCACAGCCUGUUGGAGGCAAAAAGAUUCCAGCUACCGGUGAAGUUCACAUUUGGGUGAAACAAUGCAAUGACCUGCCUGUCCUCAGAGGUCCAAAACUCAAUUCCUUUGUGAAGUGUACCGUUCUUCCGGAUACAAGCAGAAAGAGCCGUCAGAAAACGAGAGCUAUUGCGAAGACAACAAAUCCCAUCUUUAAUCACACCAUGGUUUAUGAUGGCUUCAAACCUGAAGACUUGAAAGAAGCAUGCGUGGAACUUACUGUUUGGGAUCAUAACAAACUUGCCAACCAUUUCCUAGGAGGACUUAGAAUAGGACUUGGAACAGGCAAAAGCUAUGGCACUGUAGUGGAUUGGAUGGACUCUACUUUAGAUGAAGCCACCUUAUGGGAAAGAAUGAUCAAUUCUCCCAACACUUGGGUAGAAGACACACUGCCACUCCGGAUGCUGAUGGUAGCAAAAAUGACGAAAUAAAAAUAACACCCUUAUAAAUUGCUUCCAGUUGAUAUGAUUUUUCUGGAGUUUGCUGGAGAGAAGAGCCAGAAAGAUACAGAGAAGAAUGUCUAGGCUGAUCAACUCUUCCAUCAGUUAAAUUUCAGCAGGGGGCAUCUUUAUGCUGUAUAUAACUUGACCUUGCUUUUUGCUGGAUGCUACCACCAUAAAACAUGUGUCUACUUAUUACCUGGUACUGAGUUUUAAAUUAAACUCUUUUCAUCUUUAAUAAACACUGUAUGUAUUAAAACAUGAAAUGU